This is a messenger RNA of Peronospora matthiolae, 717 nucleotides long. The record is from the annotation of a GenBank genome assembly. NCBI's taxonomy places the organism in Eukaryota, Oomycota, Peronosporomycetes, Peronosporales, Peronosporaceae.
AUGCGAAUCAAGCGACUCCGGCAGAAGUGGAAAGAAGCGUGUCGCAAGGCCAUCGGGUGCCAUUGGGUUUUUCGUGUAAAGGAGAGUCAAGAUGGCGAAGUUGAACGUUUCAAGGCAAGACUUGUGGCCAAAGGAUUCUCACAGAAAUUCGGAGUUGACUAUGAAGAAACUUUCGCACCGGUGGCCAAGUUCACAUCGAUUCGUGUGGUGCUCAGUAUGGCGGCUAAGUACGGCCUAAUGCUACAUCAGAUGGACGUCAAGACAGCGUUUCUUAACGGCUCCCUCAACGAAGACAUCUACAUGGACCAGCCGGACGGAUACCUGGAUGCAACACAGCCGGACUAUGUGUGCAAGCUAAAGAGAUCACUCUACGGCUUGAAGCAAUCGCCUCGCAUGUGGAACCAAACAAUCGAUGGGUUCAUGAUCAAGAUGGGAUUCAAGAAGUGCGAAUCGGACCACUGCAUCUACAUCAAGCGAGACGACCAAGACAUGAUUCUCGUGGUGCUCUACGUCGAUGAUCUCAUCCUGGCCAGCAGCAACAACGAACUCCUCAAGUCAACCAAGAUGGCGCUGAGCAAACGCUUCGAAAUGACGGAUCUCGGUGGGCUCGAUUACUUUCUCGGCAUGGAGAUCAAGAACGACCGUAAGACGGGAAUGGUGACUGUACAACAAACCAAGUUUCUCCAAGUCCGUGUUAACCAAGUUCGGAAUGGAUAA